AUGGACAGCGACAACAGCAGAAUCGACAGCGACAUCGUCUCCGAUGAAUUUAUCCUGCAAUCAAAUCUUACGCACAUACACCUUGCCCACACUAACAACGGCACCGCUUCACCUGCUCUUUCUUCAUCUUCUGACAGCGACGCAUUUAAUGGAGAAUCGGCUAGAUUACAUUUUGGCCCUUUGUCAUCCCCAGAGCGCAGAUUUGUUGCCGAGCAAGUCUCAUUAUUUCCCCCACCCCAAAUCACUCCACUUCGACGCUCCCCAAGGCUGUCCAGUCCACGGCCGCCUUCAAUAAACCCUCAAGAUGCGUAUUCUACCGAAGAUUCCGAUGAUCUGGAACGCGUAGAGGAGCAACUUGUGAAUGAAUCAGAUGACGAGGGCGUGUCAGGCGAUUCGGGUCCAGGAACGCCUCGUCCUGGGACGCCUCUACCGGAUGAACCGUCAUCUGCCUUGGCUGACAGAAUAACGCGAGCCCUUGACAAUCCCUCACCACCACCCAGUCCCUCAGCAGCUCCAAGGAAACUCAAUCCCGACUUUUCUACAUCCCGUUCCGAAGAACGUCCCUCUUCAGAAAUUCGAAGUUUUCCAUUGAAUUCGGCUGAUUUAAAUCAACCACAGCCGUCGCGGACACAACUAGACGAUCUACUUUCUUUCGACUCUUUUCCAGGCACACCUGCUCAUGGAAAGGUGAAUACUACUCGUGAUCUUUUUCGACCGGAGCCGAUCAGCUCAUCUGUUGAUGAUUUACUCUCUCGCUCACCGGGUGUAUCGCUCCUUGAUAUUCCGAGCGCUACUCUGAGCAUUCCUCCUCCAGUACUCGUGGAUUCUGAUAAAGUCAUAGCAGAGGACGCGUUGAUGCGCAGUCCCUGCAACCCCACCUGCGAGGGCGCCGAAGGCAACGUUGGAAUGAAUAACUUGAUGCCACCUCGCGAUGCCGGCGUCCAUGAAACGCCUACUCCCUUGCGACGUUCAGCUCGAGCUCGCCAAAGUGUUACGCCACAGCCAUCUGCCGUACCUAACGCAGAAUGCGCCCUUUUUGCACCAUUACCUAAACUUGCGGUUCCAUCACCUGCCCGUACCAGAAGGAAAAAGAGGGCAAGCGUUAUGUUACCCGAGGAAAUUGUCGAGGAUUCACAGAGUGAAGAGGAUAUAAAAAUGCUUUUGCCUACGCAAAAGGUAGGAGGCGUUGUGGCAGGGGAGGGUCGAAGCCCAGGGAAGGCAGGAACUUCAUUUAGCCGUGAAUUGGGCUCUCUUUCACCCGCUUCUACCAACGUUUUAACGCAACUAAUACCCUCGACAAGCGACGGAUCGUCCAGAACUGAUACCGAAUUCUCUGCCCCUCGUGUUAUGCUAUCAUUCUCCACCCUCGCUCCUUUUCAAACCACGCUAGCACCACGCACACCCUCCCGAUUUAUAAGCCCUGUUCGAUUUUCUAGCCCUGUGAGAGCGAGCUCCCCGGCCAAGUUUCGACUGCAAGCUCCUGACCCGAACGAUACCACCAACACCCCAGCUCGAAGGAUUCCUGUUGAAGAAGCGAUUGCGCAAGGGCAUUUAUCACCGCAGAAAGCAGCACUUCUUGGUUACAAGGCCGACGCAAUGCCCCGGGCGCCUCUUUUCAGCGUUUCAACCCCCGCCAGACGGGUGUUGAUCGUUGAUUCUCCCGUCGCUUCUACGUCUGAGGUUCGAACAGGAUUUUGCUUGGGAAGUCCGGUCCGUGCUUCAUCGAAAGAGCCUAAGGCUUCUUCACAACACGACGUUGGGCGGGGUGAUAAACAGAGAAUAGUCGUCGGCUCUUCCCGUCCGGCGAAAGUCGCACCUGCCACUAACGCCAAUCUCAGUGCCCCUUCCACUCAAGCUGUCAAAUUGCCCUUCCCUCUCGUACCUUCAGUAUCUCUGUCUAAACCAGAGGAAGCCGAGAAGCAAGUUGCUCCCAAGUCCGCGCUGAAGCACCUCACAAGCAGGAUUCCAAGGAUGGGUGUUAAGCCAUACGCCAGACCAGCUGAAGCUAAAAUUCGAGUACAACAAGCGACCGUCAUACCCACUCCUAUGAGAACUGUUGAUCUUUCAAAGCCUGGCACGGUUCAAACAAUGAAUGAUAGAGUGACUGGUAAUGAUCCCCGUCGCCCCGAUCUCCUGAAGCGACCUGUCAGCUCCACAAUUCAUGUCAAACCUGUGGACACGACAUCUAUCCUCAAGCGUAAACGGGGACCGGAAAGUUCUUCUCCCACCAAACCACGAACGGUAAUGUUAAGGAAGGUUCCUCAAGUUGUUAUUACCAAAAAUCCGCCCGCAUCAAGCGCGCGCGGUGGAGUAUCAUCUAAAUAUAAUACCACUCCGACCAAGUCCAUUACAGACAACAAUGAACCUUUUGGAGAGCUGAGGAUCAGACGGGUUGUUGACCGAGAACCACCCUCUUCUUCCAGCGAGAGCCGGCCGCCAGCAGACCCUUCCCUUUUCACUACAGUGGCCGAAUCACAUUCCUCGGUCUCCCCUGAAGGCAAUAUUCAGGAAGAUGCCAUGCCAAAGAUAAUCGAUGAACCCCCACAGGAACCGGCAGUAGACCAAGAUCCUCGACGUAGCCAAUCACCAGAACCUUUGCCUGCUGGACCGCUUCCACCUGCGACACUGUCAGAAGGUGUCCGGCGAACAACUCGCCUCCGCAGAACCCUGCAAGCAACAUCUGACACUGGCAUAGUUAGUGACGGCACCACGGGGGCAACCCAACCACGACGGAAGGUUUCCCGUCGGACCGUUUCCCGAUCAGAUGACGCCUUCGCAGGCAUGAGCGCGACAGCUUUGAAAGCUCUGACGACAUCCAAUACUGUCCGAAACCAGGUAUAUCUUGCCGCCAAGUUGGAAACAGAGGUAAUCAGAAGGGAGGGAGUGAGGCCGGAGAGUCCCCUCGUCAAAGUACGGACAAUUUCACAGCGACAACAGGACGAAAAGGAAAAGGGGCGAAAGGAACGAGCAGCCCGACGAGCUCGGAGGAGUGAGUCGGAUUUCAUCGGUUCGAGUGACAUUGAAGGUCAGAGUGAUGGACAUUCCAGUUCUGUGGAAGAUCAAUAUCAGGGAAGUCCGCUUGCUCGGCACCGACGGGGUGCUGGAGAUGAAGAGGAUUAUGAAACCCCUGAUGUUGAGAGGCGACAUAGAUUGUUCCUUCAGGAAUCGGGAGAGGAGAACAUCUUGGACCUUCCGAAACGGCGAGUGAAAUGGGACCAAGGGUUGUAUACCACUGUAUUUUUGGACGAGGUCAAGCUUGGUACCCGACAGCCUUCCAAAGAGAAUAGAUCAGUGAAGGGAUGUUUGGCAUUGACGGCUAAGGCUGCGCGAUUAGACACCCUAGGAAAUCUACCCAACGCUGAUUCGCCUCUCGCUGACCUUGUGCAGCAAAACAUCACAGUCAAGAAGUUCGUCUAUGACAAUGACGAUGAUGAGCCCGUCGAGGAAGUGGUAGUGGUGAAGAACACAAGGUCGAAGAGCAAAAAAACAAAGUCAUAG
This is a messenger RNA of Laccaria bicolor S238N-H82, 3498 nucleotides long. RefSeq lists its product as uncharacterized. The transcript has 4 exons. NCBI's taxonomy places the organism in Eukaryota, Fungi, Basidiomycota, Agaricomycetes, Agaricales, Hydnangiaceae. The record is from RefSeq and is a predicted model, not a curated record. Bases 1 to 3498 code for a protein of 1165 amino acids.